Molecule: messenger RNA, 891 nt
Organism: Magallana angulata
Lineage: Eukaryota; Metazoa; Mollusca; Bivalvia; Ostreida; Ostreidae
Product: polypeptide N-acetylgalactosaminyltransferase 5-like
Exons: 3
Coding region: 163-891 (242 amino acids)
Cellular component (GO): Golgi apparatus
Source: RefSeq, a predicted model, not a curated record
GAAAAUAUGGCGGAGACAGGGCGACAUCUGGAUGAGGCCCGAUCAAUUUCUGAGUGCGUGGAUCUUCCCAAACCUUGAUCGAUUGCACAACAGAAGAUGGCAGUCUUGUAUGUCCGGUAAAGAUUUCUGUAGAUCUGCGUUGUGGUUCCUGACUUAGGAAUUAUGGGUAAAAAGCUCCGGAUUCAGCUGCUGGGGAUCGUUUUCCUCGUAUCGUCUGUUUGGAUGUUUGUAACGCUAUUUCUGUUUGACAUUGAAGAUGAAAUAAAUAAAACUAGAUUAAAAAAAUUCGAUCCAAAUGGUUUUAAGAUUGCAAACGUCAUCAAGAAACCUGAUAAAAUUGGACAUCUUCGCGAUCAUUUAAAUAAACCACAUUUUAAUCAAUCGGUAUUGCUAAAACGCCAAGAAAACUUGAAACGAAAGGAAAUAUUACGGAAAUGGAAGAAAGAAUUGUCAUUUAAAGCAAUGUCGAAAGAUGUCAACAGGAACUCAGAUAGUCAACAGAUUCAAAAUUCAUCUGGUUUCAAGUCAACAGCUAUUGCAAGAGACCACGAAAAACAACCCAUUAAUUCGAAAUAUCUCGUACAACGGAAUUCAUCAAUUGUCAGAGAGAAGAAUACAACAUUGGCGUCUGUGAAAGUUUCUGAGCGAGACAGACUCCGACACCUAGAGAAACUAGCACCACCUGAUGCCCCAGGUGAGUUUGGAAAUCCUGUCCGAAUUGACAGAAGAAAGCUUUCGCCGGAACAACAAAAACGUUACGAUGAAUUGUUCAAGAGGAACUCCUUCAAUCAAUACGCCAGUGACAUGAUUUCCGUACACCGGAGGCUGCCCGAUAUCAGGAACCCCAGGUAUCCUUACAUUGGACAUGGAAAAAUUAUAUUAUGUUCAUAG